This is a messenger RNA of Gigantopelta aegis, 5000 nucleotides long. Its product is annotated as arrestin domain-containing protein 2-like. The transcript has 8 exons. NCBI's taxonomy places the organism in Eukaryota, Metazoa, Mollusca, Gastropoda, Neomphalida, Peltospiridae. The record is from RefSeq and is a predicted model, not a curated record. Gene Ontology annotation, biological process: protein transport. Gene Ontology annotation, cellular component: cytoplasm. Bases 140 to 1216 code for a protein of 358 amino acids.
UGAUCAGUCCACACAUACAUAUUUGUUUUACUCUGUGAAUAUGGUAUCAUAAACCGACUCUAAAUACCAAGGAUGUUAUGUUAUGUCUUGGCUUCCUCGUGCAGAACUUCAACAGUCAUAUAGGCAGCAGUCAUAAGCCAUGAUGGAUCGUUUAGAGAAGUUCCAGAUAGUUUUCAAUGAUGCUACAGCGACGUACUGUGCUGGUAGCACCGUCUAUGGCUAUGGCUGGGUAGUCGUCAAGGAUCCAUUCUACGUGCAAAGUGUGUGUUUGGAAGCCAUAGGAGAAGCUAAAGUGGAGUGGAUGACCUCAAGUGACAUCCAAGCUUCUGAUGAAGAGGUCUUCAAUUAUACCACAGUGCUUCCAAUAAAAGGUGAGAAGGAGAUUAACGACGAAGGCUUGCUACAUCCCGGAUCUCACUACUUUCCAUUUGAAUUUGUUCUUCCACAAAAACUACCUUCAUCUUUCAAAGGCAAACACGGUCGCCUGAGGUACUUUGUCCGAAUGACAAUAUAUUCCCCCGGAGGGCCUCAUCAUGAGCGAGCCAGCAAGUUUGCAGUGAUUGGUGCACUUGAUCUGAACUCGGAACCAGACUCUGCACUUCCUGUGGAGAACGACACAUUUGAAGCUAUUGGGUCUUGGUGCUGUUUGGCAGGCACAGUAACUGCCAUCGUGAAACUGGACCGAAAGGGCUAUGCGUUGAAGGAAGCCAUACCAGUGUGGGCGGAAAUCAAGAACCUUAGCACCAGACGGAUUGCAUGGUCACGGGUUUCUCUCAUUCAAAAUGUGACUUACUACUCGUAUCGAGGGAGGUUUUCUGAGACCACCGUCCUCGUGACCAUACACAAAGGAAGCAUUGCUCCGUGUGCCAAGCAGACCUGGCAGAGAGAACUCCUCAGUAUUCCCACUGUACCGCCUUCUCAUCUGAGAGGAUGCAAGAUCAUAGACGUUCAGUAUUCUAUUGAGUUGUGUAUAAAGCCAGCUGGUAUUGCAAGAAAGGUCAAACUUCCUGUCGACAUCGUCAUCGGAACAGUUCCACUGCAGGACAGUCAGCACCGUGUGACAUGCCACCCACUUAUCUCCCCUUGUGAGGGUAGCUUCCCCUUCCCGUUCUUCAGUGACAGUGCAUCAAGUGACCAGCUUUGCCUGACCGACAUGUCCCUACACAGCAUGCUGCCCACAGCACCCCCCUGGGAGGAAGACGAUGAUAUUCCCUGACAUUUAAUGUCAGUGGAUUAAAUCAAACCAUUCCUGUGACCUAACAGCCUCAAACAGUUUCAUCACGUGGUUCAACCAUGGUGACUGGCUCUCGGAUUUGCUCACACCUACUCACACCAGUACAAUUUUACCAGGAGCAUUGGCAGCUGCUACUGAAAGAGUCUGCAGACUUUCAUAUUAUUGUCACAAUCGUUAAAUCAGCAGCUAGCAAUAGUUACAUGAAAAAGAAGACAUUUAUUUCACUUUCAGCUUAGUGCUAGUCUUCGCUUUUAAUACAUGCUGUUGGACCUUUCAUUUGUCUGCACAUUUUAGGUGUACGGUUUGUGUUUCUUUUAAUCAAUCUUCAUUUAGUUCUUGGGUAGCUGGCUUAAAUAGAAAUAUAAUAUUUUUCUUUUUCAUGCCAUAGCCUGAACUACUUUAAAUGUAUAAACUAUAUGAACAUGUAAUGCAGCCACACCUGUCUGCCCAAUGAUCCCUUCCGUGGUUAGGCUGUAAAGUGACAUUGGGGUUCUGGGUCGUAUGGAUGGACUAACCUUAUAGAUGGUUCAAGGAGUCAUUGGAGUUCUGGACCCCAUAGAUCAAUUAACCAUGUUUUUCAAGGUAACAUUAGUGUUUUGGGCCCCAUGAAUGGACUAACCUUGUAGAUGGUUCAAUGUGAUAUUGGAGUUCUGGACCCCAUAGAUCAAUUAACCAUGUUUUUCAAGGUAACAUUAGUGUUUUGGGCCCCAUGAAUGGACUAACCUUGUAGAUGGUUCAAUGUGAUAUUGGAGUUCUGGACCCCAUAGAUCAAUUAACCAUGUUUUUCAAGGUAACAUUAGUGUUUUGGGCCCCAUGAAUGGACUAACCUUGUAGAUGGUUCAAUGUGAUAUUGGAGUUCUGGACCCCAUAGAUCAAUUAACCAUGUUUUUCAAGGUAACAUUAGUGUUUUGGGCCCCAUGAAUGGACUAACCUUGUAGAUGGUUCAAUGUGAUAUUGGAGUUCUGGACCCCAUAGAUCAAUUAACCAUGUUUUUCAAGGUAACAUUAGUGUAUUGGGCCCCAUGAAAGGACUAUCCUUACAAAUGGUUCAAGAAGACUUUGUGGUUCUGGGCUCUACAGAUCGACUAACCGUGUGGUUCACGGUAACAUUGGGGUUCUGGACCCCAUGGAUUGACUAACCAUGUUUUUCAAGGAGACAUUGGGAUUUUGAACUCUAUGGAUCUACUAACAUAUGGUUAAGAGAGACAUUACACUUCUGGACUCCAUGAGUGGACUGUCUCUGUGGUUCGUGGUGAAAUGGGGGUUCUGGGCUCUAUCAAUGGACUGUCUAUUUGGUUGACAGUGACAUUGGGGUUCUGGGCUCUAUGAAUGGACUGUCUAUAUGGUUCAUGGUGACAUUGGGGUUCUGGACUCUAUGAAUGGACUGUCUAUUUGGUUGACAGUGACAUUGGGGUUCUGGGCUCUAUGAAUGAACUGUCUAUUUGGUUGACGGUGACAUUGGGGUUUUGGGCGCUAUGAAUGGACUGUCUGUAUGGUUCAUGGUGACAAUGGGGUUCUGGGCCCUAUCAAUGGACUGUCUACAUGGUUCAUGGUGACAUUGGGGUUCUUGGCUCUAUGAAUGGACUGUCUAUUUGGUUGACGGUGACAUGGGGUUUUUUUGUGGGGUCUAUGAAUGGACUGUCUAUAUGGUUCAUGGUGACAAUGGGGUUCUGAACUCUAUCAAUGGACUGUCUGUGUGGUUCAUGGUGAUACUGUGGUUCUGGAAUCUAUCUGUGGACUGUCUAUAUGGUCCAUGGUGAAAUUGGGGUUCUGACCUUAUUGGACAGACAGUAUUCUGGGUCUUGGGGUGACUUGGGCUACAUGGAUGAACAAUUUUAAUAAAAUAUUUCCUGACUGACAUGACUGCAGACCCUCAUUGAGUGCUAGAUUGUUCAGUUCAUUUCAGAAAGGGUUCUACAAAAGAUGGCUAGUCUGUCAGUGUUUGAACUGGAUUCAACAAAUACCUUUUUUUCUUCACUUUUGCUCUUUUUUAGCUCUUUAAAAAAAAUAUUUUUAGAAUGAACAAAUUUUAUAACCAUCAAGUACAUAUACAUGUACUGCCUUGACCUAGCACUAGUCAUUGUUGCACUUCCAUGAACAAAAUGUUUUAUUGAACAGAAUUUUUCACAUUAACAGAAACAUUUUUUGUGUUUGCUUUUUUUUUAGUUUCUUAACACAACUGAAAAUUUUAUGUUUCUAUUAUCCUAGCAUUUUCAUACAUUGUCAUUCCAUUUGUUAUCAUUUUAUUAUUUUCAUCCAAAUUAUUCAAAUUAAAUUACUUGUUAUCUUUUAGUUUUGUCAAAAUUACACUGCUACUGUUAUGGAAAGACACAGACUACAAUAUUUACUAUAUAUUCUUACUUGUUAUGGUUGUCAAGAUAUUGUGAGUAGAAUGAACUUCCUUUUGAAUUGUGGUGUAACUUGGUUCUGUACCUGUUCCAGUUUCUGUUCCUGGCAGAUUUGAGAAACAUUGAUAAAAGAGGAUUAUUUAACAUUGAUAAAAGAGGAUUACUUGUAUUAUGUGUAGAUAUGUAUGUACUUACAUCUUAUGAGAUUGUUUUAGUGCCCACUCUCUUGCUCUCUCCUUCUCUCCUAAAACUCUCUCUCUCUCUCUCUCUCUCUCUCUCUCUCUCUCUCUCUCUCUCUCUCUCUCUCUCUCUCUCUCUCUCUCUCUCUCUUAAAAACUGUACAUGUAAUCAGUGCUUUGAUCGUUUGCUAAACACAUGCCUUUUACCUCAGUUGUUUCUGUGUAUAUAAUUUGUACAUGCAUUUGCAAGAUGUUUUAGCCUAUAUGUAUAUGUAUAUGUGUGUGUGUAAGUGUAUAUAUGUGUAUGUGUGUCUGUGUGUGUGCGUGUGUGUAUAUAUAUACAUAUUAUUGUUAUAUAUGUAGGUGUGUGGAACUACUUUUUUCACUCAUUACUAAAACCAUAGAAACUUUUAAACAGAUUUGUGUUUUUUAAAUACAUAUAAUACAGUUUUGAAUCAAUUUGAAUGAUAUCUUCAAUUAAAAGUAAACCAAUAGAACUACCUCAAAUACUAUAUUCCUUUUGAAUUUUUUACUUACAUGUUAUACUUAACUUCAAAAGUUUUGUACCUUAAACUUGUUUCAAGUUUUAUGAUCCAUUAAGCCACAAAUGUUUGACAUCCAGUAGCCGAUGAUUAAUAAAUCAUGUGCUCUAGUGGUGUUGCUAAACAAAACAAACUUUAACUUUUAACUUUUUAUUUUAAAUUUCUAAAUGUAGACAUAAAAUAACAUUUAAAAAAAAAAAAAGUCUGAUUAAUAAAAAUCAAACUUUUAAUUAUUUUCAUGACAGUAUAAAACUAGUAUAAUAGUAUCAGGCAUUGAAUGUUUUUUUAAAGAAUUCUGCCAGAAUCAUAAAAAUGCGGUACACAAUCUACAUAUUUUGGGUUGCCAUCUCAUAACUUUACACUUGCAACCGUAAUUCUGGGAUUUGCAAAAGCACAGAAUCCUUCUAAAUUCACAACCUGAAUAACAUUGUAGUCAAAUAAUUACAACUUUUUAUGGAGCCUAAUUUUUUUUUUUUAGAUAUGUUCAACUACAGAUUUUUAUAUGUAAUUCAUCAAAGUGCUAAUCAUUUUGGGGCGUUAAAGCCUGCCUCUUUGUUAAACCACACUCUAUGAUUAUCUGUAUCUGUAUGUGUGUCAGAUGUACCAAAUGUUUAAAGGCAUAUUGUUACAGACCACUGACCUAUUUAAUGGUCUAACAAAGUAUUACCUGAGCAAAAAUAAUUUGAUUUGUCCCUAAA